Messenger RNA from Podospora anserina S mat+, 4107 nucleotides. RefSeq lists its product as uncharacterized. The transcript is spliced from 2 exons. The record is from RefSeq and is a predicted model, not a curated record. NCBI's taxonomy places the organism in Eukaryota, Fungi, Ascomycota, Sordariomycetes, Sordariales, Podosporaceae. Gene Ontology annotation, molecular function: oxidoreductase activity; 2 iron, 2 sulfur cluster binding; FAD binding. The coding region runs from base 1 to 4107 and encodes 1368 amino acids.
AUGGCACCCUCCGCCAUAGCCACCACCCCCACCACAGCUCCUACAGCCUCUCUGUCGACAAAGUAUUCUGAUACCAUUACAUUUUACCUGAACGGCACCCGUGUUGUCCUUGACGAUGUCGACCCAGAGGCCACCCUUCUUGAAUACCUGCGAGGCAUCGGCCUAACUGGCACCAAGCUCGGCUGCUCCGAAGGCGGCUGCGGCGCCUGCACCCUCGUCCUCUCGGGCUUCAACCCAACCACCAAGAAAAUCUACCACGCCUCCAUCAACGCCUGUCUCGCCCCCCUCGUCGCCAUCGACGGCAAACAUGUCAUCACCGUCGAAGGCAUCGGCAACGUCUCCCGCCCACACCCAGCCCAAGAAAGGAUAGCAAAGGGCAAUGGCUCCCAAUGCGGCUUCUGCACCCCGGGGAUCGUCAUGAGCUUAUACUCGAUGCUAAGGAACAAGGCCGACAGCAAAGAAGAGCUCACGGAAGAGGAGAUUGAGGAGGGAUUUGAUGGGAACCUGUGCAGAUGCACGGGGUACCGGUCUAUCCUGAACGCAGCACAGACUUUUGCCACGACAGGGAGGAAGGUAAAAGCAGCGGCAAAUGGGGGCUGUGGCAGGGAAGGGGGCUGCUGUAUGGAAAAUGGCAGUGGGGGUGGGUGUGGGAGAGAGGUGGAUGGUGGAGAGGUAACCAAGAGGUUCACACCGCCAGGGUUGAUCGAGUACAACCCCGACACGGAACUGAUCUUUCCCCCUCAGCUCAAGAAACACGAGCUUAAACCACUCGCGUUUGGAAACAAGCGCAAGAAGUGGUUCAGGCCGGUGACGUUGGAGCAGCUGUUGGAGAUCAAGUCUGUGUUUCCGCAGGCGAAGAUUAUCGGCGGCAGCACGGAGACGCAGAUUGAGAUCAAGUUCAAGGCGGUGCAGUAUCCAGUCAGUGUUUACGUCGCUGAUAUCCCAGAGCUAAGACAGUACGAGUUUAAGGAGGACUCGCUGGAGGUGGGGGCCAACAUUACGCUUACUGACCUGGAGCAUCUCGCGCUGGAAGCACGGGAGAAGUACGGGGAGAAGAGAGGGCAGGUCUUCGAGGCGGUGCACAAGCAGCUCAAGUUCUUUGCUGGGAGGCAGAUCAGGAAUGUUGGCACGCCGGCGGGGAAUCUGGUGACGGCGAGUCCGAUCUCGGAUUUGAAUCCUGUUUUGAUGGCGGCUGAUGCUGUUUUGGUGGCGAAAUCGCUGGGCGAGACGACGGAACUUCCGAUGAAAGAGUUUUUCCAGGGGUACAGAAAGACAAGCUUGCCGGACGAUGCCGUGCUGGUCAGCAUCAAGAUCCCGGUGACGAGGGAAAAAGGCGAGCUUUUCAGGGCGUACAAGCAGGCGAAGAGGAAGGAUGAUGACAUUGCUAUCGUGACGGGUGCGUUGAGGGUGAGGGUGGAUGAGGAUGGGGUUGUGGAGGAGGCGAGGUUGGUGUACGGCGGUAUGGCGCCUAUGACGGUGGCAGCGAAGAGGGCCGGCGAGUUUUUGAAGGGCAAGAAGUUUGCCGAGUUGGAGACGUUGGAGGGCACGAUGACUGCGUUGAGCCAGGACUUUGAUCUGAGCUUUGGGGUUCCCGGUGGUAUGGCGAGUUACAGGAAGUCAUUGGCGUUGGGCUUCUUUUACAGGUUCUAUCAUGAUGCGAUGAAGGAGUUUGCUGAGGGCGAAAGGGAUGAGGAGGCAGUAGAGGAGAUUGAAAGAGAGAUCUCAACUGGCAAAGAGGACGAGGCGGCUGCGGCGGCAUAUGAGCAGGAGAUUGUCGGCAAGUCGAACAACCAUGUUGCUGCGCUGAAGCAGGCAACUGGUGAAGCUCAAUACACAGACGACAUCCCACCAGCGAGAAAUGAGCUGUAUGGCUGCAUGGUCCUCUCGACCAAAGCCCACGCCAAGCUGUUGUCGGUUGACUUUUCGCCCGCGCUCGAUGUUCCAGGCGUGGUGGAUUACAUCGACAAGAACGACAUGCCCAGCUCGGCAGCCAACCAUUGGGGUGCGCCGCACUUUGAGGAGGUCUUUUUUGCCGAGGAUGAGGUGCACACUGCUGGCCAGGUCAUUGGUAUGGUGCUCGCCACAUCUGCUGCUCGCGCUGCCCAGGGUGCUCGCGCUGUCAGGGUCGAGUACGAGGAACUACCUGCCAUCUUCACCAUGGAGGAGGCCAUCGAAAAGGAGAGCUUCUACAAUUUCUUCAGAGAGAUCAAAAAGGGAGAUCCGGAAGGCGCAUUCGAGAAGUGUGACUACACCUUCACCGGUGUUGCCAGGAUGGGCGGCCAAGAGCAUUUCUAUCUCGAAACCAACGCCGCGAUUGCUGUUCCCAAGCCUGAAGAUGGUGAGAUGGAGAUUUGGUCCAGCACCCAGAACCCCAACGAAGCCCAGGUUUACGCCUCCCAAGUUCUUGGUGUCCAGUCCAACAAGGUCGUCGUCAAAGUCAAGCGCAUGGGCGGUGGCUUUGGCGGAAAGGAGUCCAGAUCCGUUCCCCUGAGCUCCUACUGCGCUCUCGCUGCUAAAAAGACCCGCAGGCCAGUUCGUGCCAUGCUCACCCGCGAGGAGGACAUGCUCACCUCGGGCCAGCGCCAUCCCUUCCUCGGCCGGUGGAAGGUAGGCGUCAACAAAGAUGGCAAGAUCCAAGCCCUCGAUCUCGACAUCUUCAACAAUGGUGGUUGGUCUUGGGAUCUCAGCGCUGCUGUCUGUGAGCGCGCCAUGACGCACUCCGACGGCUGCUACCUCAUCCCCAACAUCCACGUCCGCGGCCGCAUCUGCAAGACCAACACCGUCUCCAACACGGCUUUCCGCGGGUUUGGUGGUCCCCAAGGCAUGUUCAUCGCCGAACAGUACAUGUCUGAAGUCGCUGACCGUCUCGGCAUGCCUGCUGAACGGUUCCGCGAGAUCAACAUGUACAAGCCGUUGGAGGAGACUCACUUUAACCAACCAUUGACUGACUGGCACGUUCCUCUGAUGUACAAGCAGCUUCAAGAAGAGUGCGACUAUGCCGCUCGCCGGGAAGCAAUCACCAAAUUCAACGACACACACAAGUGGCGCAAGCGCGGGCUGGCUCUCAUCCCAACAAAGUUCGGUAUCUCCUUCACAGCUCUUUGGUUCAACCAGGCCGGCGCUCUUGUCCACAUUUACCACGAUGGCUCCGUCCUCGUCGCCCACGGUGGCACGGAGAUGGGUCAAGGUCUCCACACCAAGAUGACGCAGAUUGCCGCCCAGGCACUCAACGUUCCGUUCGACUCGGUCUACAUCUCCGAGACGGCCACCAACACCGUCGCCAACGCGUCUGCCACUGCCGCAUCGGCAUCAUCCGACCUGAACGGCUACGCCAUCUACAACGCCUGCCAACAACUCAACACCCGCCUCCAGCCCUACCGUGAAAAGCUCGGGCCCAAGGCAACAAUGAAGGAACUCGCCCACGCCGCCUACUUUGACAGAGUCAACCUCUCGGCCCAGGGCUUCUACAAGACCCCCGAGAUCGGCUACGUCUGGGGCGAGAACAAGGGCAAGAUGUUUUUCUACUUUACCCAAGGCGUCACGGCCGCCGAAGUCGAAAUCGACACUUUGACUGGCUCCUGGACCUGUCUGAGAGCGGACAUCAAAAUGGACGUUGGGCAGUCGAUCAACCCGGCUAUUGACUAUGGUCAGAUCCAGGGGGCGUUCAUCCAGGGUCUGGGGCUCUUUACGAUGGAAGAGUCGCUUUGGUUGAGGAACGGACCGAUGAAGGGGAGCCUUGCUACUCGCGGUCCGGGGAACUACAAAAUUCCUGGCUUCAGGGAUAUACCGCAAGUUUUUAAUGUGAGCUUGCUCAAAGAUGUGGAGUGGAAGGAUUUGAGGACGAUUCAGAGGAGCAGGGGGGUGGGUGAGCCGCCGCUUUUUAUGGGGAGUGCGGUCUUCUUUGCUAUCAGGGAUGCGCUGAAGGCGGCGAGGAGGCAGUAUGGUGUGGAGGCGGGGGUGGGGGUGGAUGAGAAGGGGGAUGGGCUGCUGAGGUUGGAGAGCCCGGCGACGGUGGAGAGGAUUAGGUUGGCUUGUUGUGAUCCUAUUGUUGAGAGGGCCAGGGUGGAGGCGAGGGAGGGGGAGAAGAGUUUUUUUAUUGCUAUUUGA